AUGCUGCAAUUACUGAAGUUGUCAGGAAAGUCAGAAAAAUUGUUCUUGACAAACUAUGUUGCACACUCCAUAACAGAGUUCAAAUAUGAACCUGAUGAAGGAGUUACCUUUGAAGCAUACUACAGAAGAUAUGAGCAAAUCUUUGAUAAAGACUGUAAAGACUGGGAUGACAAGAUGAAAAAGCACUUAAUCAAGAGAAAACUGGCAGUGACAGAACAUGAGCAAUACAGUAAUUAUGUACUCCCAAGAAAAUCUUUGGACAUAGAUUUUAAUGACACAAUAGAUAUAUUGUGUAAAAUUUUCAGUACGAUACAUUCCAAGUACCAACACCACUGCAGAUGCCCAGGCAUACAAGUAAGAGGAAAAGAAAAUGUACAGAAUUCUUGA
This is a messenger RNA of Octopus sinensis (East Asian common octopus), 387 nucleotides long. RefSeq lists its product as uncharacterized. The coding region runs from base 1 to 387 and encodes 128 amino acids. The transcript has a single exon. The record is from RefSeq and is a predicted model, not a curated record. NCBI's taxonomy places the organism in Eukaryota, Metazoa, Mollusca, Cephalopoda, Octopoda, Octopodidae.